CGCGAACGUCCUGUUUGUUUCGCCCGUCGCCUUUUUCAAGAACUGGUUGUCGAUUGACGACGCUGCGUAUAACGAAGUUCGAGCUGUCGUUGCGCAAACAAAUUACGACAUUAUUUAGGUCGUUUUGCCUGUUCCCUGUUGUGCCGGCACUCUCGGCGCACGCGACAGUUUUGGAAGCCGAAGUGCGAAAGCAUGGCAUCAUUUGUGAUGAAGAGUACGCUAUCCCCAGAAGCUCCUGUGUUUGUCCCACGGCACUUCAAAGUUCCUGUACCCGAACCUUACCCACAGUCGCCGGCUUCUCAGGAUUCGACUCAAUAUGCAAUAGUGGAAUUGAUGAGUUUCAUUGAGGACGUAACUCUUUGUCCUGCCGAGUUUGACUCCAAGAUAGAGGACCUCACGAAAGCAUUGGGUAGUGUCACAGACGCCAGUGGUCUCGUUCAAGUUGUCGACACGAUCUUCCAACAGGGCGUCAAGGAGCCAAACUUUCGGUAUAGCGGGGCCCGGCUCUGCAAUCACCUGGGCAGCAACCUCAGUGUUCGAGGCCUUGAGGACAGCGAGUUCACAAAUAUGCUUCUUGACCGGUGCCACGCGGAAUGUUUGAAGCGAAAUGACCUGGCAACCGGUGACGUUGGCGACGUCUACUUGCGAGGACUGCUCCUUUUCAUAGCCGAGCUCUUCUCGCAGAUGGUGUUUUUGCGGGACGACUACUCGUACAAGGCGAAGCACAUAGCCGGCUGCAUCCCAAACAUGAUGCACACCCUCCUGCAGUCGCUGUCCAAGGACAACAUCAAGUGCACCAUCCAAGUCCUGAAGCUUACAGGAAGCAGCUUGGAAGACUUCGAUAAUUUGGAAUCUAGCGGUGCUGACGGGUGCAUAUUGGACAGUGUGUUCGACAAGCUCAGGGAGAUUGUGCAGAAACCAGACAUCGAUCCGACUGCAUCGCUGAUGAUUAAAAAUGUCCUGGAGCUCCGCGAGAAGAAUUGGGGCCGAUCGUCUUCCUCUUCAAGCUCGCCCUCCGGCUGUGCUUCCGAUGAGAACCUUCCAAUCACAUGUGGUCCUGAUGGCGUGCCGAUCUCCAGAGAAGAAGAGAACUUCGUUCAAGAGAUGCUCCUCGAAGAACAGAUGAGCGGCCUUGAUGUCUCUGAUGGUGGCAGCGGUUACGCCAAUGACUGCAAUGAUGAAAUGGACGAUGAGGUUGCGGCGGCCUACGAAGAAUUUCUCCGAGACUCGGGACGAUGAACUUUUGUAUCUCAACAAGAAGGGGAGGGCUCCGGGGUGGGUUGGCCAACGAGCGGGAGGGGAGUGCGUUAGGGCUGUUUUCUUAAAGUGUUCAUUUUUUGGGCCGUCAUAUUAUUUUUUUUGCUUUAUUUUAUGUGGAUUGGUGACUGCAGUGUGGUGCCACCUUGCCCCUUUUUUUUGUUUGCUUUUAUAUGUUGGCAAGGUCUCUUCUGUUACCUCAAUUUAUUUUUGUUUUCGUACAUUUGUCACCUGCGCGGGCGAUCUUUCAUGUUACAAUGCAGUUCAGGCCAUUUGAAUGGAGUGCAACAAGCGCUUGUACAUUCUCAACGCACAAAGUGCUGUUUUUUGGACGAAGACUAUCCAUUGAAUAAUAAACAGAGAAGUCGUUUUGCAGGAA
Messenger RNA from Dermacentor albipictus, 1636 nucleotides. Its product is annotated as polyadenylate-binding protein-interacting protein 1-like. Gene Ontology annotation, biological process: regulation of translational initiation. Gene Ontology annotation, molecular function: RNA binding; protein binding; translation activator activity. NCBI's taxonomy places the organism in Eukaryota, Metazoa, Arthropoda, Arachnida, Ixodida, Ixodidae. The record is from RefSeq and is a predicted model, not a curated record.